This is a messenger RNA of Lasiodiplodia theobromae, 4551 nucleotides long. Its product is annotated as Metallo-dependent phosphatase. The record is from RefSeq and is a predicted model, not a curated record. Gene Ontology annotation, cellular component: membrane. The transcript has 4 exons. NCBI's taxonomy places the organism in Eukaryota, Fungi, Ascomycota, Dothideomycetes, Botryosphaeriales, Botryosphaeriaceae. Bases 1 to 4551 code for a protein of 1516 amino acids.
AUGCCCCCUGCAAGCUACAACCCUCAGCAGACUGCUUCCUACCGUCGCCAUCCUAAGCAGCCCCAGCCCGGCUACGCUCUUGCGAAUCAUCCCCCAGAGCCGUAUCCCGAGGAGAUCGAAUACGCAAGAGACUACCCUGCCCAGCCACAAAAUGGCUCCAACUCGCAGCGCCGCAGGAGGAGCCAGUCAAACCCGCCAGCGGGGAAUGGCCAACCACCACUGCCGCUUCAAGAUGCGUCCCGCGGCCCUCCCGUCGCGUACAAAGAGCCGUACAUGGGAAGUUACGCUGCUCCCGCACGAUCACGAAGUCACAAACGCUAUGAGCCCGCACCUGCUGCCGUGAGGAGGAGCGCCCAGCCCAAUGCGCAGCCGCAACCUUUCCAGAUGCCACCUAAUUCGACGGAAUACCAGCCGUCCCCCACAACCCCAGCAGCAUCUACUCCAAUUUCUCCUACUACAGACUACUCUGAACGAAGGAGGAGCUCAUCUGGCACUGCGGGUGCACAACGGAGCAGGACUGGGUCCGUGUCACAUCGUUCUCCGCUGCAGAAGCUGGAGGGCGCUCUGGACGACAUUAGCAAGGAGGAACGCCGCGCUAGAAUCCUGGAAGCUGAGGCGGCUGCUCAGGAGAGGAGGGGUAGCAGGCAUGGUCCCGAGCAGAAUGCCCCUGCAGCAGUUGCUCAACCUCGUCAUGCCUCAGGCCCAGCGCAGCCGGGCCCCCAGAGAACAGCCAGUGGAAGGCGCAAUUUUUCUUUGCCAACCGGUGGUCUUGUGGAUUCCCGGCAGCCUGAAAAGGCCAACGUUGAGUUCACUCAACCAUGGCAGCAAGCCCCUCGGCAAGAGCAGGGUUCUCAACGCAGGGCCCGUGUUCCGCAAUAUGAUGGUCCCAUCGAUCCUCAGACCAAGCGGACGUCUCAGGUAGAUCCGGACGUUACUCGCUCGACCAGCUACCGUGACCGCAAUGUGAAGGUGGAGACGACGCAUGCGCGUCAGGACUCUCACUCUCGGGGCAAUGGUGCUCCCAUGUCCGCAGGAGCUAUAGGAGCUGCCGCAGGAGCUGGAAUUGGCGUCGCAGCAGCUGGCAAUCGUGGAUACCAAGGUCAAGACCAACCAGCUGUUGGCCGGAGCAACAGUAGGAAGCUUCAGAAACGUGCUCAGCCCGAGGUGUAUCAACAAACAAGCAACCGAGAUGCAGCCGUCAUGCCGGACUUGCACAAGCAACCUCAAAGCAGCCGGACUGGGCAUGCACAGGGCACCCGGGCUGCUACGCGUUAUCAGCCUCCGGAUCCCUUACCGGCAGAAGCAGUGCGCAACCCUGGUCCUGGACCAAAGUACCAGGUGCCCCCGCAGACUGUAAAUGCACAACGUGCACACGACCAGAUCGCGUUCGAGAGAGAGGAUGCUCACCUUCCGUCCGUGGCUCAGCAGAGUCAUACCCAUCAUUUACCAAACAUGUUCCAUCGUCAUCACCACGAGGAGCGCCGCUACACCUCAUCUCAGCCUUUGGAUGAAUGGAAGACAGCUGAAGCUGCAAGCUUGACAGCCGAAGACUUGGACAUUGACAGUGUAGAGACAGAAGCUGACUCAAAAAUGCCAUGGUGGGAGAAACGUAACUCUCAGCACCGUAGAAGUAGCGGACCUGGUAUGGCACAAGUUGAUGGAGCCUAUGAGGAACCGGCCGGUCAAACUCACUUCACUCCUCCGUUAUACAUCAAGUGCGGUCCCCUACUACGCUACUGUGGAAUGAGGCGCGAACCCCGCAUGGGUCGUAGCGACAAGUGGGUAUGGAGGGGAAGCGUCAUGAUUGUGACCAUCGACCAGCAUUCAUCUUAUGAAAGACGCCCCACGUUGAGACUCUUUCUCCAGCCGAAGGAUCUUUUACCGCCUCCGCCGGCACAGCUUGACGAAUCGACCGGUCAGAAACUCGCAUCCGAAUACGUGGAUCCCCUCGCUGGCGAGAUAAAAAUGUCUCGGACAGGAAAGACUUUAUACGUCAAACCGGUAGAGGAUCUGGACGAAGAAGCCGAUCUUUCUAGACGAGAGGACGACAGUGGGCUGUAUGAGGAAUCCAAGAGUGCAACCAAUCAUACCUCCCGCAUCAAAAAGAAGGACGGGGAGAAAUGUAACAAGUACCGAGAGGUCAAAGGUGUACGACUAUACGCUGAACGGGGUGUCACGUUUUGGCGCUUCAACCUGGAGAUUGAACUCGGCAAGGACCAAGCUCGUGUAGCCUACCGAAUCAACAAAGGGCCGGCCAUUGGCUUCUGGGUCCCUGCGCGAGGAGAAACCAUGAACAUCAUGUUCCACAGCUGCAACGGUUUCAGCUUGAGUGUGAAUCCACACGAGUUCUGCGGCCCCGAUCCUCUCUGGAGAGACGUCUUGAACAAUCACCAAACUCGCCCUUUCCACGUUAUGAUCGGCGGUGGGGAUCAGAUUUACAAUGAUGCUGCUACGAGGCAGACCAACUACUUUCGGGAUUGGUUGGGCACAAAGAAUGCAAUGCACAAGCACUCGGCCGAGUUCACCGAUGACAUGCAGAAUGAGCUCGAAGAAUUUUACCUCAAUCGAUAUGCGAUGUGGUUUUCUCAGGGCUUCUUCGGCAUGGCAAACUCCCAGAUUCCAAUGAUCAACAUGUGGGAUGAUCAUGACAUUAUUGAUGGAUAUGGCUCUUAUCCUCAUCACUUCAUGAGGAACGCCGUCUUCUGUGGCCUGGGUGCUGUGGCGUUCAAAUAUUACAUGCUCUUCCAACACCAGAGCCUGCCUGAUGAGACCGAAAUCGAUGAGCCAUCCUGGCUUCUGGGAGCUGCGCCUGGCCCCUACAUCGAUCAACUCAGCCGCAGCGUCUUCAUGUUCCUCGGGAAGAACGUCGCCUUUGUCGGAUUAGAUUGCCGGACGGAGAGAAUGAGGGACGAGAUCCUUAGCGCGGAGACAUACUACCGUAUCUUUGACCGGUGCCGCAAGGAGAUCAUCGAGGGCGACACAAAGCACUUGAUAGUUCUGCUCGGAGUGCCAAUCGCCUAUCCCAGGCUGAACUUUCUGGAGAAUGUCCUCACCUCGCGCAUCAUGGAUCCUGUCAAGGCCCUCGGAAGGACCGGCAUGCUUGGCAAUUUCGUCAACAAGUUCGACGGAGGCGUCGAAAUCCUGGAUGACUUGGACGACCAUUGGACAGCGAAGCACCACAAGGCAGAGCGAAACUGGUUCAUCCAAGAGUUGCAAGAGCUUGCAGCUGAUAAAUCAGUCCGCAUUACCAUUCUUGGUGGAGAUGUCCAUCUGGCUGCAGUUGGGCAGUUCUACAGCAACAAGAAGCUAGGAAUUCCAAAGGAUCGUGACCAUCGGUAUAUGCCAAACGUCAUCUCCUCAGCCAUUGUCAACACGCCUCCGCCAGAGCUGAUGGGCGACAUCCUCAACAAGCGCAACAAAGUUCAUCAUCUCGAUGCAGAUACAGAUGAGGACAUGAUUCCUAUGUUCACCCAUGAUGUGGACGGCACAUUCAACCGUUCCACUGAGUCUUACGGUCAACGCCAGGCAUCGAUCGCUGACCCUCCGCGCCCGAAUCCCUUCCACCGUCGCCCAACCGGUCUUAGCAUCAAGGCUGCUCGCAAAGGCGGAGCCUUUGAUGACGACGAUCCAGAUAAUCCAGACCUAAGUGCCAUAAAUCUUGAAUGUGGCCUAGAUGUCGUCCUGAACCUCGAGGUCAGCCAGAAAGACCCUGCUGGCAUCACUACGCCUUACCGCCUCCUUGUGCCCGCACUCUUCUACGACGGCCCACCAGAUGAGAACGUCAUCAGCGAGAAAAGACCCAGCGGCAGCGGCCUCAAGAAUCUCUUCAGCAUUCGCAGAAAGAAGAAGAAGGACUUCGAGGACGACGAAUACUACGAUAGCCGCAGCCCGUCGCCGACAGCGAGCGAAGAAGCGGCGAUCGAAGAGCUUAGCCAAGUUGGAGGCUAUAACGGUGGCGGCGGCGAAGGCGGACAUCCUCUUCCUCGAGACGGUCGCGCAGCUCGCGGCGGUAACGGCUACAACUACGGCGCCGACGGCAGCCAAUACCCAGCACGGGGUGGUGGACGGUAUGCGCCAUCAACGCCGACGACGACUCACCCACAAGCGGAUUACCCAGUGCAACCACGCACCAUCGCGCCCGUCAUGUACGAUAGCCCACCUCGCACCAAUUCCAUGCGUCAGCAGCAGCGUCAACCGCCCGCGGUCGUCCAGUACGGUAGCGAGCCCAUAGCUAGCAACAGGCGGCCGCUGCCGCCCCAGCCGCAGGGUCCGCUGCCUCCUACCGCCGUCGACGCAGCAACGGGAGAUCGGCGGUAUGCUGCACAAGAGAUGCACACGCCGCCCAGCGUUCCGAGGGAGAUGAGCGGUGCUCGUGAUGGCGGUGGUAGACGUGGAAGCGUGAGGAGGGAUAGUAGGUACUACGAUGACGAUGAGCUGAGCGAUGAGGACGAUUCGUUGGGUAGUUUUAGAAGUUACGGUGACAAAGGCCAAGGGGCUGGAAAGGGCGCGGCGACGGGGAAGAAGAAGAAGAAGUGGAUGGUUUGGCGGUAA